UGCAAGAUAGUGUCAUUCAAAUUACGCCUAAAUGAAGCAGUCUUGAUGUAAUAACAAUGUGAUUAGAUGGAUCAAACAGCACAGUUGCACACACAGACAAAAAAAUAACAUCAAAGCGUUUGGAAGAAUUGAAAUUCAGUCCAUAAAAAAUGUUACAGAGGGAACACAAAGAAGAGGCAGUGCCAACACGACCAAACUUUCCUCCCAUCAUCAUAAUCAGCAGCAGCAGCGUAGCUUGCUGUGAGUGAGUAUAUGUGUGCGCGCGUAUGCGUGUGCUUGUGCAGUCAGAUCUUGCGCAGCGAGAAAGAUCACCCCGGUCCACACUGGUUUGUGUUUUUGGAGGCUAACCUGUGGGUCGGUGCACCGCUGUGAAAAGCAUGAAAAUUGGGAACCAGCAUCUCACAGGACGAGUGAGAGGAAGGUGCGCACCAGCGAGCUGAACCCUCAGGCCUUCACCAGUGGACAUGGGAAUGUAGCACCUGUGUGUGAGCGCCGAGCUCCAGACUUUUGUGUGUGUAUGCAAGCGAGGAGAAGUUCCCUUCUCAAAGAUCUGACAGCCUUGGUCGGACAUCAAGGUCCUGAUGUCCAGUUUUGCAUCACGGUGCCAUUUAGUUGCAGCCAACUCCAGACGGACCUUGAAAUGUUACACAGCUUUAAAGAACCCCGGACAAAGAACUUUACAAGAAAAAAGGAGAACAAAGUCGCUUCAUCAUUGGCUGUUAGGAGUGGGUCUGCGUUACAGUGUGAUCUGGGGACUUGGUUGGAGGGGAUGUCUUGGACUCUUCGUCAUGUUGUUUGAGCCAUUCCUGAGCAGUUUUUGCCAUUUGGUGGAGUAUGUCGUCCCGCUGGGGGAGGCUGCUGCUGAUGUCUGGCAGAGUUUUUCCAGUUCUUUCCAGCUGAACGCUACAUUUUAACAAUAUGAUCAAUGCUUUUCACUUCACCAGUUAAUGGUUUUAAUGUUGGGGUUCAUAUUUGUAUAUACAUACAUGGGUGCAUACCCAAACAUAUGCAUGUAUAGAGAAGAACAUGAUGGUUUUAUUGCCUGCUACAACAACAAAGCAUUUAUUAGAAUUUUAGAAUCACCUGCACUAAUAGCUAAGCUAAGCUAUUUAUUUUUCAGGAUAUAGUUAUAUUGUUACUUGCUACAGUUAUUCGAUAUUAUAUUUUGCACUAUCCUUCUGUAUAUUACUGUAUACUUUCAUUCUAUUGUACAUAUUGUAUAUCUUAUUACUCUGUUCCUCUGUCUCUCUUGCUGCAUUGAGCAUGCGUAUGACAAAAGAAUUUCGCUCGGGAUAAAUAAAGUUCUUCUUAUCUUAUCUUAUCUUAUCUUAUUAGCAGGGCUUAGAUGGAGUCAAAUGAAUAUGCUGAGGUAUCUGGAUAAUAUGUACCUCUUAUAUUAAUGUUUUGAAGAUCUGCUAUACGGCACACUGGAGCUGCAUAUUGUGUCUGCUUUCAUAAUAUUACAGAUAUGUUACAUGUUUAUGAAUUCUAUAUCAUUGGACUGUCUUAACCUUCUCCUGCCGAUCAAUAGGGAACCAUGUGCAGUUCCCUGAGCCCCAAACAGCCCAGCGGGCCCGGCCUGACAGACAUGCAGCAGUACCAACAGUGGCUUUCCAGUCGACAUGAGGCCAGCCUGCUGCCCAUGAAGGAAGACCUGGCCCUGUGGCUCACUAAUAUUCUUGGUCUGGAAAUCACUGCUGAGAGCUUCAUGGACCGCUUAGACAAUGGCUUCCUGUUGUGCCAGCUGGCUGAGACACUGCAGGAGAAGUUCAGGCAGAGUAAUGGAGAUCUGCCUACCCUUGGCAACAGCAAGAGAAUUCCCAAUCGGAGGAUACCGUGUCGGCGGAGCGCACCAUCCGGCUCUUUCUUUGCACGGGACAACACAGCCAACUUCCUGGCCUGGUGUCGUGAGGUCGGAGUUGGAGAAACAUGUCUGUUUGAAUCAGAGGGUUUAGCAGUAGGUGUAACAACAUCAGUUCUUCAUAAGCAGCCACGAGAAGUGUGCCUUUGUCUUUUAGAGCUGGGCCGGAUAGCAUCACGGUACAAUGUGGAGCCUCCUGGCCUUAUAAAACUGGAGAAAGAGAUUGAGCAAGAAGAGAAAGCGCCUCUACCUCCUCCGUCACCUGUAUCUCCAGCUCAGCCUGUCCCUCCAUCACCCUCUUCAUCUCCUUCUCCAUCCCCUUCCCCAUCCCCAUCCCCAUCCCCAACUCCUACCAAAGUUACGUCUAUCAAAAAAAGCACAGGGAAGCUGUUGGAUGAUGCCGUAAGACAUAUCGCCAAUGAUCCACCUUGCAGAUGUGCAAAUAAGUUCUGUGUAGAGAGACAGUCGCAGGGUCGAUAUCGUGUUGGAGAGAAGAUGCUCUUUAUUCGGAUGCUGCACAAUAAGCACGUGAUGGUGCGAGUCGGUGGAGGCUGGGAGACCUUUGAGAGCUACCUGCUGAAACAUGACCCAUGCCGCAUGCUCCAGAUUUCCAGGGUGGAGGGCAAGAUAUCCCCCAUCAGCAGCAAGUCCCCUAAUAUCAAGGACCUCAGCCCUGACAGCUACCUGGUGGUGGCAGCGCACUACCGCAGCAAAAAGUGAAGACAUGAGACUGAAAAAAAAUGCCAUUAAUAAAAGGACAGAUUGACUUUGUGCUGUUUUUUACUGGGUAGAGAAGGGGGCGUAGCUAUGCAACAUAUCCCUGUUCUCAUAAAGUAAAUAUUAAAGCUGUAGUGCAACACCAUUCACAGAAAGCACAUUUUUGUCAUAGUGAUGAUUUUGUUUUGUUGGUUAAAGAUCAUUCUUGGGUGUUUUGAUUUGAUUGGGCCUGGACACAUAUUAGUAGGCCUCUGGGUGUUAUUUACUUUUACAUAACGGCAAACAGCUUUGAAAAACAUGCUCAUUAUUAUCGUCACAGUAUAAUUGGUUAACUCAUAAUUAGUGCAAGGGAAGGUGUAGAUUUUCUUGAGAUUUGAGAUUUUCCUGUUUUUAUUGCAUCUGAGGCAAUACCACAUAUGGUAGGUAGAACACUUUUAUCUUUUAGCUCCUCAUAUAAAUAUCUGUAUUUGUACAAGGUAAAAACACAAGGUUUUUUUUUUUUACAUGAAAUGAAGUGGGUGCUGGAGAUGUUGGCAAUUUUCUGAAGCCAGUAUUCUUUGGUACCUUGAUGUGGAUUCUAUUGAUUUGUCUGUGCUAGUGUUGUUUUCCCUUUUUUUUUUUUUUUUUUUUAAAUUUCCCAUCAAACUGAUCUUCUUAUCUACAUUUUUAAUAAUACACAGACCCUAUUGGGCUGUGACUCAAAUGGGAUUUUAUCUCCCAUGUUACAAGAAUAAUUUAAACCCAAUGACAUUUAAAUGCUUUAUUUUAUACAUUUAAAUUCUUGUAAAAACUCUCAUAAAACCUAAAUUUAUUCACAAAAUGUUAUAGCUUUUUCUUUGUGCAUUUCUUAGGCUUAGGCUAACAAAAUGAAGCAAUGCUCAUAUUGUUUACAUUUUGCAUAACUGUUCUAUGCAGUACAUUUAUAUAUUAGCGUUUUGAUUGUAUUAUUCAUUACUAGAAUAGAUCCCGUGUGUAAUGAUAUCUUCAUCCGACAAUCACGUUCGAAUCAGCUUCACUAGCUUGUGAUUUAUAAAUAGAUUUACUCAUUUAAGGUCUCACGUUCUUCACUAUGUUGUAUUACUGACCCCUACAGGUGGUGCAGUGAUUUAAAUUCGAUUAUUAUUGAUUUCUUUGGGGGGUUCUUACAAUGGAGAAAUAUCAAUCACUGCAUAAUAACUCAUGUUAUAUUAAUUUUUUUUUUAUUCCUGGAGAAUAAAUAUGUCGGUUUGGUAUUAUAUUCACUGGCUGUGCAAAGCAACUUUCAAGCCUGAUUUUAGUUGUAAAUUUCCAAUAAAUGCUGAAAAGUUGAA
Oreochromis aureus is the source of this 3888-nucleotide messenger RNA. RefSeq names its product growth arrest-specific protein 2 (gene gas2a). Bases 1538 to 2581 code for a protein of 347 amino acids. Gene Ontology annotation, biological process: actin crosslink formation. Gene Ontology annotation, cellular component: actin filament. The record is from RefSeq and is a predicted model, not a curated record. The transcript is spliced from 11 exons. Gene Ontology annotation, molecular function: microtubule binding; actin filament binding; cytoskeletal adaptor activity. Lineage: Eukaryota; Metazoa; Chordata; Actinopteri; Cichliformes; Cichlidae.